Aureococcus anophagefferens is the source of this 795-nucleotide messenger RNA. RefSeq lists its product as hypothetical. The transcript has a single exon. Bases 1 to 795 code for a protein of 264 amino acids. The record is from RefSeq and is a predicted model, not a curated record. Lineage: Eukaryota; Pelagophyceae; Pelagomonadales; Pelagomonadaceae.
AUGGCCGCGCCCGCGGCCGAGGUGCUGGGCGUCGUCGACGGCGACGUCGUGGCGCCGGCGCAGAUCUCCCUCGCGGAGCGCGUGCACGCCAUGCAGCAAGAACUGGAUCUCCCGGAGGCCAUGGUCAGUGACCUCCUCAGCGUCUCCGGCGCCGACAUCGUCGUCAUCGCCGACGACAGCGGCUCCAUGAACGCCAUCUCCGACUUUAAGGCGCACACGACGCGCUGGGACGAGCUCAAGAACACGCUCACGUCGCUGGCGAAGAUGCUGCUCGUCGUCGACCACGCCGACGGCUUCCACGUCCAGUUCCUCAACGACGCCACCUGGCACGAGAUCCACCGCCCCGAGGAGGUCGUGCGGCUCUUCACCGGGAGGUCGCCCCACGGCACGACGCCGCUCAUGGGCCGCAUGCAGCCCGUCCUCGACGGCUCGUGGCACCCGAAGGGCCACGGCGCGGAGACGGACGUGCUCGUGCUGGUGAUGACGGACGGCGUGCCCAGCGACACGAGCUUCGACGGUCUGCGCAAGAUCGUCCGGGCCAAGCACCGCAAAUGCUUCGUGUCGUUUCUGAUGUGCACCGACGAGGACGCGAUCGUCGAGAACUACAACAAGUACAUGGACAGCAUCCCGGGCGUCGACAUCACCGACGACUUCCUCUCGGAGCAGCAGGAGGCGGCGAAGCACGGACGGAAGCUGAGCUACUUCAAGUGGCUCGCGAAGGCCGUGCUCGGCGGCAAGAUGCCCAAGUACGACAAGCUCGACGAGGGCCAGAAAUGCAAGUGCGCCAUCUCCUAG